AUGGCCGAAUCUACCUCUACACAGAAGGUCUGGCUGGCGUCUAACGACAGUGCCACUAUUGAAGUCGACCGCGUUGUUGCCGAGCGAUCCAUGUUGAUCAAGAACAUGUUGGAAGACAUUGGCGAUGAGGGUAUCAACGCUGAGAACCCUAUUCCUAUCCCCAACGUGAACGAGGCCGUUCUUCGCAAGGUGAUUGAGUGGUGCGACCAUCACCGCAACGAUCCCCUCCAGGCACAGGAUGACGAUUCCGACGCCCGCAAGAAGACGACUGAUAUCGAAGAGUGGGACCAGAAGUUUAUGCAGGUCGAUCAGGAGAUGCUGUUUGAAAUCAUUCUCGCAUCCAACUAUCUCGAUAUCAAGCCUCUUCUUGAUGUCGGCUGCAAGACCGUCGCCAACAUGAUCAAGGGCAAGUCUCCCGAAGAGAUCCGCAAAACUUUCAACAUCACGAAUGAUUUCACUCCUGAGGAGGAGGAGCAGAUCCGCCGGGAGAAUGAGUGGGCCGAGGAUCGUUAA
Messenger RNA from Fusarium tjaetaba, 513 nucleotides. RefSeq names its product e3 ubiquitin ligase complex SCF subunit scon-3. The record is from RefSeq and is a predicted model, not a curated record. Bases 1 to 513 code for a protein of 170 amino acids. The transcript is spliced from 4 exons. Gene Ontology annotation, biological process: SCF-dependent proteasomal ubiquitin-dependent protein catabolic process; mitotic cell cycle. Gene Ontology annotation, cellular component: nucleus; cytoplasm. Gene Ontology annotation, molecular function: cullin family protein binding. Lineage: Eukaryota; Fungi; Ascomycota; Sordariomycetes; Hypocreales; Nectriaceae.